GUUUGGUCAGGGCAAACGUCGACCGUGGGAGUUUGGCAGUUACUAGCAGUGGGGAGUUCGGGGAGGACGGCGGUUGAGUCCGACGGGCAACGGGACUGGGAGGAAAAAGGCAACGUCCAGCUCGUUUGGCCGAGAGCGAAGCCACCCGCAGCCCUCCGGAUGAUCGCGCCGGGAUUUUCCGCCGCUGACCGUAGUUUGCGCAAAUGGAGGCGACCCUGACUUGCGCCAUCUGCCUGUCGCUCUUUGAGGAACCCGUGACGCUCCCCUGCUCGCACAACUUCUGCCGGACCUGCGUGGUCGCCUACCUCUGCCAGGGACGCAGGCCGGUCGAGCAGGCCCCUCCUUCCCCCCUGCGGCCGCCCCCGCAAAGCCACGAGCGGCCACGUCGUCAAGAGGCCGAGCGGGGCUCUGCUCCGAACUCCGACAGCGACGCCGUCUUCGUGUCUUGCCCUCUCUGUCGGAAGGCCUGCGCGCUCCCCGCACGCAUCGGCGCCGCCGGCCUGCCGGUCAACACGACCCUGGCCGAGGUGGUGAAGCUGUUCAAGGCCAGCCAUGGCGGGGAGCCGAGAGCGUCGGGCCGUGCCUUGGUGCAGGAGGUGCCUUGCGAGAAGCACCCGGGCAAGCUGCUGCAGCACUUCUGCCGGAUGUGUUGCCGCCCGGCGUGCGGGCAGUGCGUGUCAGAGGAGCAUCUGGGGGUCUUCCAUUCGGUCGACCUGAUAGGUGCCGUUUAUCAGGAGGAGAAACUAAAUUUCUUCAGCUACCUGAAGGAAAUAAGAAAAAUACAUGAACAACUAGUAAAGGAAGUAGCAGAUUUCCGAAAUGGCAUAGAGACACAAAAUCUUAAAGAGGAGGAGAUCAUUACAAGAGAAUUUAAAAGUAUCUAUGAGACCUUGGAAAUGAAGAAAAAACAGCUGCUUGAUAGUCUUGGAAGUCAAAAAGAAAAGAGAGCAAAGGAAUAUGAAAUAUGGAAGAAAAUGAAAGAUGCUUGCAGGAAAACAAUUGAAAAGUAUCUGAAUGAGUGUGAAAAGAUUGUAAAUGAGUGUGAUCCCCAGCAUUUCUUAGAGGUUGCAUGCAACUUGAAUCAUAGGAUGAAGACCCAGAUUGAUCUGAUACAAAUUUCAUCCCACUAUGAAAAUUUGCAAGGGUACAAACAAAUGCAUAUGGAUACCACAUCUGUUGUUCAAAGCAUCUUUGCUUUGCACCUCACUCCUGUUAAUGUAGAUGGUUUUAAAGCAGACGUUCCCUUUAGAGAUGGAGACUAUGUUGUGUUUGGAAACAAUGACAGAAAAUCAGAAAAACAGAAGAAAUUACACAAUGGCUUCAGUCCUGUGAUAGGGAAAGAUGUAUUGCCUGAUGGGAGGAUGAUCCAUACUCAAAUCAUGUCUAUAUCAGAAACUCCCAAAUUUGGAGAAAUGAGCCAUGAGGAAGUACGCUAUAAUUAUUACGCAGCAUAUCAAGUUCGUUCAGAUGACUUGAAGAAACAAAUACAUGCCUUGCCUCAAAAUGGAAGAUGCCCAUUUCCAGAAUCUCCCUGUACAAUUAAUCGACCACCAGAAGCUUCCCUUUUUCCCUUUAGUGCUAAAGGAAGUAAUGUUAAACUGCAAGUGCUGCAAAGAAAAAGUAUCAAUGAAACUAGUUUGUCUAAGUCACUUGGUUAUCUGUUCAACACUCCUGCUAUGAACUUGAAUUUCUCUGGCUCAAGUAAUAGUUUCAGUUUAUUUGAUGUAAAAGGAUCUCAGAAAGACAGCCAAAAAACUUCCCUGUCAGACAAUUCUGAUCCCUUGCUUACAACAGCACAGAUUCCUCAGGCUGAUGCAGCAACACUUUCUUUGGGAGUACAAACCUCAGUGGCUGGAUCACCAGAUUUACUUCAUGUGAUAGCAUCACCAGUAGCUGUCUUGAAUCAGCACUCAUCUGGUACUGUUACAGAACAUACUACUCCAACUAUUUUUUCCAGUUCAAGUGGAAAGGGGCCUGACCCUGCGCUCAAAAAUGAGAAUUCAUUUUCCCCCACACUUUUUCCAGAAAAGCCUGAAAGCCAAAAUAGCAAUGUAAACAAUAUUAACUUUCCAGCUUCAACUUUAGUUUCCUUUAGUACCACCACCAGUCCUAAGCCAGAUUCAGCAGAAAGUAAAAAAAUGUUUUUCUCAGCUUUUCUUACCACUUCUGAAAAGCGACUCCGUCAGCCAAAUGAACAGCAGAGCUUAUUUUUGCUUUCUCCACCCAUUCAGAACAAAAACCAAGAGAAUCAGUUAUGCUGCGAGUACAAGCAGAAUACUCUUAGGAAUUCCACUGGUAAGAGGUUAACAGGUAACUGCAAUUUAUCUGAUAGCUUGUCCUACAAAACUUGUGCUCCUAGAGAAGAUGGUGCUUCAGAAAAUCAGCCUGUAUGUGGUAAGGUCUCUGCAAAUUACUUUUGGGAGACCAACACUGCACCUGCGUUUUCUUUCCCAGGUAGUGUCAAAAAUAAUUGGGAUGCUCAGACUUCCUCCUUGACAUCUGCUGAUAAAACUAAAAAUCCGAGUGACAAAUCAAAAAUGGAAUCAAAAACUUCAUCUGUAAAAGAAUCUUUACUCUCAAGUAAUUUUAAAGAUCUUAGAACUCGAAUGCAUAGCUCUUCCAAUUUCUUCAUGGAAAAGUUGAAGUCUGAAGUGGAAAGUAUUGCGGUUUCUCAGGAAGUUGUUGCCCACAAUAAUGCUGCAAAACAACCCACUAUUUCAAGUCAUCUUCUCACCAAACAGAACAAUCCAUUAGAAAACCUUCCAAGACAUGAAAAGACUAAGGAGGACCUCAUGCGGUCCCAUUCAUUAAGGAAUGGGGCAAGUUGCGUGGUAAAUGCAGACUCUAAUGGAGAAUAUUUAAAUCAAGCAUCAAACUCAAGUGAUUCUCGCAGUCCAUCAGAAGACAAAAUAUGUCCCAGGUAAAAACUGGGCCAAUUGCAACAGAAUAAAUGUAACCUGAGAGUUAUAAAUGUUGGAUUUAUUGGUUUUCCUGGAAAAGAAAAUAAUCGAAAUUGCCUCCUACCCGAAAACAUUUUUGAUAGCAUUUGGCAAAAUGUUUAAGGUGCUCCUUCUGUUUACUUCUCAAAUAAUAAAUGCUCCUUUUUAUUUUUACUGAAGUCAUUAAGAAUGAUACAUACAUACUGCCAAAUUAUGGUGUGCCCACCUUUUGAAAUGGAGGAACUCAGUUCUGCGUGAACAUGACAGUGUGGGUGGUUUGCAUACAUUCUGCCUCUUGAACAAACUCCAAUAGUUGUUUUAUAUCCAAAAUUUUCUGAGCAGUUUCUAGCCUGCAAAACUUUCACUGAGUUAGGAUAAAUGUUAUGGAAUGCUUCUCAAACUUCUGAAUUAUAGUUGUAACUCUAGGAGGAAUGGUGCUGCUGUGCACCAAGAACGGAGGCUCAGUGAACCUAGAAGAUGCAAUGCUGAAAUAAACAGCUUUUGGAUUAACAUCAA
Messenger RNA from Sphaerodactylus townsendi, 3455 nucleotides. Its product is annotated as tripartite motif-containing protein 59-like. Lineage: Eukaryota; Metazoa; Chordata; Lepidosauria; Squamata; Sphaerodactylidae. The transcript has 8 exons. The coding region runs from base 204 to 2924 and encodes 906 amino acids. Gene Ontology annotation, molecular function: zinc ion binding. The record is from RefSeq and is a predicted model, not a curated record.